ACUAUCCUGCCUGCUGCUUGCUGCACCAUGAAGUCUGCCAAGCUGGGAUUUCUUCUAGGGUUCUUCAUCUUCUGCUCACUGAAUACCCUACUACUGGGUGGUAUUAAUAACAUUGUUGAGAAGAUAUGUGGAGACCUCAAAGAUCCCUGCAAAUUGGAAAUGGUCGCUGGAAGCUGCUAUGAAGUUCACUUUAGAUUUUUCUACAACAGAACCUCCAAACGAUGUGAAAGUUUUGUCUUCACUGGCUGUAAUGGCAACCUUAACAACUUCAAGCUUAAAAUAGAAUGUGAACUAGCCUGUGUUUCAAAAAUCCACUCAAAGCGUUGAGAAGAUGGGAACUCAUGAAGUUGUCUGAUACACCAUCCAAAAUAAAGAUGCAAGAAAAUUCAG
Messenger RNA from Saimiri boliviensis boliviensis (Bolivian squirrel monkey), 390 nucleotides. RefSeq names its product serine peptidase inhibitor, Kunitz type 4 (gene SPINT4). Gene Ontology annotation, molecular function: serine-type endopeptidase inhibitor activity. The record is from RefSeq and is a predicted model, not a curated record. NCBI's taxonomy places the organism in Eukaryota, Metazoa, Chordata, Mammalia, Primates, Cebidae.